Psylliodes chrysocephalus is the source of this 1767-nucleotide messenger RNA. NCBI's taxonomy places the organism in Eukaryota, Metazoa, Arthropoda, Insecta, Coleoptera, Chrysomelidae. The record is from the annotation of a GenBank genome assembly.
UUGGGAACUCAACAAUCGCCUACAAACUAGUUCACGCUCCUUCUAGUGUUAAUAAAGAAGAAGAAGAAAUUCAAAAUGGUUGAAAAAAUAUAACAAACUGUGUGUUUCGUUAGAAGGUAAUUGGCCGGUAUUUUUGUUGGAUAAAUAAAAUCUUUUAUUGAAGAUAAUUAUUCUAUUCGAUAGAGUUUGUCCAUAAUGACAAACAAAUUGGAUGAAUUGUACGAAAAGUACAACGUUUUAGCUGACGCUAAGGAUAAUAUAGCAAAGCAUUCGGCAUUAUAUCUCGAGUGUAUUGCAUUAAUUCGAGGUAAAAAUGGCAGUGAAAAGGAGAAAAAACUUGCUGGACAAAUUAUUUCAAAGUUUUUUAAAAAUUUUCCAGAACAUCAGGAACAGGCUUUACAAGCUCUUUUUGAUCUAUGUGAAGAUGAUGAUAUCACGGUCCGAAUCAGUGGAAUACAAGUGCUCCCACUUAUAUGCAAGAAUUCAAAGGAAUGUAUACCAAAAGUAGUUAAUAUUUUAACACAAUUGUUACUAUUAAGAGACCAAGAUAAUCAUGUUACAAAUACUUCAUUGCAACAAAUAUUCAGGGAAGAACCUUUAAUUACAUUGAAAGUAGCAUUCGGUUAUAUCAGCAGCACUGAUAAUGUAGAGGGUAGGGAAAAAUGCAUUCAAUUUGUGUAUAAAAAACUAGUAAAAAUUGAGGACAAGAUUACACCUGAAGUUAAUGAUUUGCUUUUAGAAGAAGGAAAGACCAUAUUACAAGAUUCUACAGCUACAGAAUUUUUGACUGUUGUACCAUUUUUGUCUACUUCCAAACUUACCAAAACAACAGCAGGUCAGCAAGAACUAAUUAAUGCUAUAACAGAAAGAGCAGAACUUAACAAAGAGUUUGAUCCACAAGAUACAGAUAAUUUGCAUUGCGACAGAAUUAUAUUGUGCACUGAACAUGCACUACCACUUUUCAAUGCAAAUGUAGAAUCUACAAACUUUGUAAAAUUCUACUGUGAUCAAAUUUUGAAUAAAUGGGAUGAAAUUGGAAAGUUAAAGGAUGGCACCAUCUUGCAGUAUCAAUUCUUAAAGCAGUUGGCAGAGCUUACAAUACAUUGCGGAAAGCUAGAUACUCCUUCCGCUUAUGUUGUACAAAUUUUCGAUAAAAUGAAAAGAUAUAUGCCUUUGCCACCAGAAGAUGGAGACAUUGACAAAAUGCCAAAUCUUGACUUCACUUCUGUAGAAUGUUUCUUAUUUGCUUUCCAUAGGCUAGCGAGACAAUGUCCAGAUUUUCUUACUUCAGAUCCAGCUGUACUUAAAGAUUUUAGGUCAAGGUUAAACUAUUUUUCGAGAGGAGUUGGAGGUUGCAAAAGGUCUUUAGAAAAAAUUGAAAUAAAAGAUAAGGAAAAUGAAAAAAUUAAAAUUGCCCCUGCUGUAUUGGAUAACAUUAACUCCUUGAUCAAGGAUUUGUUUUAUACAUCUCCUAUUUAUAAAUGUAACGUACAGCUUUCAUUUAAAACGUUAGCUACUAAAGUUAAGACUCCCGAAAAAGCAACUGCAACACAAAAAAGACAUGUUCCUAUCCAUUUUGAUUCCAGUAAUGGUUCUACAAAUAAACAAAUAAGGUCUAACAAAGGAAAUGAUAAUGUAAAACUGUAUCAACCGCCCAGUGGAAAGUUUAGCAACAAUUUCCAAAGUUAUGAUCGACAGGGUGGUCGAGGAAGGGGUAGAGGUCGAGGUGGACCAAGAGGAUCAAGAGGCAGUUCAAGGGGCUGGCGA